Molecule: messenger RNA, 5403 nt
Organism: Fusarium musae
Lineage: Eukaryota; Fungi; Ascomycota; Sordariomycetes; Hypocreales; Nectriaceae
Exons: 3
Coding region: 1-5403 (1800 amino acids)
Biological process (GO): rRNA processing
Cellular component (GO): nucleolus; small-subunit processome
Molecular function (GO): protein binding; RNA binding
Source: RefSeq, a predicted model, not a curated record
AUGAGCAACCUCAAACGAAAAGACGCCCCCGGCGGCAAUCCGCCUUCAAAAUCGGCAAAGAAUACAAAAGAAGCCAGACCUACCAAAAAAGAAAAUGUCGGCAAAGAUGCGAAGCCCGCUCCCAAGAAGAGUGCUGAGACAGCCGACAAGGCUCCUGUUGUGUCGCUCUUGAAGGAAGACGAGCCAAUGUUCCCUCGAGGUGGCGCCAGCGUCCUCACUCCUCUCGAGCAGAAAAAGAUUCAGCUUGAAGCCAAGGCUGAUGCCAUGCGCGAAGAAGAAUUCAACACUGGCAACAAGGUCCAAAAGAAGAAGAAGCGGAAGACUGCCCUGAAGGGUGACAAGAAGUCAGACAAGAAGACCGGAGAGGAGGAACAAGCAGUCAGAAUUGAGAGUCUGAGCUUCAAGAAUCUGGUCAAAGGCUCUCUUGUUCUUGCACAGGUCACACGAAUCAACAACCUCGAUCUCGAAGUCGCAUUACCAAACAACCUUACCGGACAUAUCUCAAUCGUCGCCAUCUCCCAACAAUUGACGGAACGUCUCGAAAACGAGACUACAGAGAAGGACGACGAGGAAGAAGGCGAGGCAGAGGAUGAUGAGGGUAUCGACCUCAAGUCUAUCUUUUCUGUUGGUCAAUACUUGAGAGUGUACGUGGCAUCUACUGCCGAGGAGUCUACUGCCGGAAAGAGCAAGCGACGCAUCGAAUUGUCCCUGCGACCCAAUGAGGCCAACACGGGCCUGUCGAAGGAUGAUGUUGUUCCUAACACCACGGUUAUGGCGUCUAUUGUCAGCGUUGAGGACCGUGGCUUUGUGAUGGACACCGGUAUUGAGAAUCUUGGUGCUUUCCUUGCAAAGAGUGAGGUUGAUAAGAACAUCGACGAGCAAAGAUUGCAGCCAGGCGCUGUUUUCUUGUGCCAGGUGAUCAGCAAGGGUGCCAAUGGUAAGAUCGCACAGCUCUCACUUCAACAGAAGAAGAUUGGUAACCCCAAGAGUAUCCCUGCCGAUGCCACGACCAUCAAUACCUUCCUCCCUGGUACCAUGGCAGAUGUACUCAUCUCCAACACCGACCGACGAGGUCUUUCUGGAAAGAUCAUGGGUCACCUAGACGUGACUGCAGAUAUCAUCCAAUCUGGAGCUGGCCCUGCUGGUGUGAGUUUGGAUACAGCGUACAAGAUUGGCUCAAGAGUCAAGGCCCGAGUAAUUUGCAACUUCCCUGGUGCCAGAGAGCCCAAGCUCGGAAUCUCCCUUCUUCCACAUAUUACCGCCCUCGAGAAGAAACGACCUACCAAGUCAACCGAUUCUAAGAAGAACCCAACUCAGGUUCUCCCCAUCUCAUCUCUUGUUGAGAAAUGCACAGUCCGUCAUGUUGAGCCUGAUAUUGGUCUGUUCGUCGAUAUUGGCAUCCCUGGCUUGAGCGGAUUUGUCCAUAUUUCACGAGUCAAGGAUGGCAAGGUGGAAGCACUGUACGAAGCAAGUGGCCCUUACAAGGUUGAUACGGAGCACAAGGGCCGUGUUAUUGGCUACAACGAAAUGGAUGGCCUCUUCCAAAUAUCCUUUGAGAAGUCCGUGCUUGAGCAGCAAUAUCUCAGACUGGAAGAUGUUCCCAUCGGUGCCGUUGUAACAUGCAAUAUUGAAAAGGUCCUUAUUGAUGAGAAGGGUGUCAGCGGUCUCGUCGUCAAGGUUGCUGAGGGUAUCACUGGCUUCGUUCCCGAACAACACUUUUCUGAUGUGAAGCUACAACACCCCGAGAAGAAGUUCCGACAGGGCAUGAAGGUCAAGGCUCGAGUUCUUUCAACCAACCUAUCCAAGAAGCAAAUGCGCCUUACCUUGAAGAAGACACUCGUCAACUCGGAAGCUCCUGUUAUCAAGGCUUACGAAGAGGCUAGUGUUGGAAUGCAAAUUCCUGGUACCAUUAUCAAGAUCCAGUCUUCCGGCGCCAUCAUCCAAUUCUUUGGAGCUGUCCAAGGAUUCCUGCCGAUCUCAGAGAUGAGUGAGGCCUACAUCAAGGACCCUAAGGAACAUUUCCGAAAUGGCCAAGUUGUCAGCGUACAUGUCCUUGACGUCGAGCCUGAGUCUAAGAGACUCGUCGUAUCCUGCAAAGACCCUUCUGCUUUCGGCCUGGAUAAGCAGAAUGCCCUCAAGAAGCUUCAGCUUGGUGAUAUUGUCUCUGCCAAGGUCACACAAAAGACCGAAGAUCAGGUUUUCGUUGAAUUGGCCGACGCUCAGCUCAAAGCUAUCCUCCCUGUUGGCCAUCUCACUGAUAAGUCAACAUCCAAGAACCAAUAUGCUCUCAAACGUAUUGCUGUUGGUCAGACCCUUUCUGACUUGGUGAUCAUCGAGAAGAACGAGAACCGACGUGCUGUUAUUCUUAGUCACAAGCCCAGUCUUGUCAGUGCUGGAAAGGACAAGACCUUGCUUACCAGCUUUGAGGAUGCUAGGGAAGGCAAGAUUGUUGCUGGAUUCGUUAGGAACAUUACUGUUACUGCCGUCUUCGUUCAGUUCGGUGGAGGUGUGAACGCUCUUCUUCCCAAGGCUCGCCUUGCUGCAGACAUUCAGGACCUCCCUGACUUUGGCAUGCACAAGCACCAGUCAAUCGAAGUCAAGAUUGUCUCAGUUAUUCCUGAUCACAAGCGUAUCGUAGUGGCCCCUGCUGACUUCGACGAGUCUGUCGAAUUAGAUAAAAAGCUUAAGGCCAGCGACAAGCCUGCUGCUUCAGAUGAUAUUGAGUUUGGAACUGUGGCUAAGGCUAAGAUUACAUCCAUCAAGGAUACACAGCUUAAUGUUCAGCUUGUCGACAGCAAGGUUCAGGGCCGAAUUGAUGUCUCUCAAAUUUUCGACAAGUGGGAGGAUAUCACCGACCCCAAGGACCCUCUGGACAAGUACAAUAAGAAGCAGACCGUGUCAGUACGCGUUAUGGGAGUCCACAGCGCCAAAGAUCACCGAUUUUUACCAUUCUCUCACCGAUCCCUCCACUCUGUGCUCGAGCUUACCGCAAAGCCUAGCGACCUCAAGGCCAAGACUCUCGAACCCCUGUCUCUUGAGAACCUCAAGGUUGGUGACACUUAUGUCGCCUUCGUCAACAACUCCAGCCCCCAACAUCUCUGGGUCAAUCUUUCUCCCUCAGUCCGGGGCAGAAUCUCUGCCAUGGAAGCAUCCGAUGACCUUUCUCAACUCAACGAUCUCGAGGCAAACUUCCCUGUGGGCUCAGCCUUGAAGGUGAGAGUGACUGGUGUCGAUGCUCGCAACAAACGUCUGGACCUGUCUGCUCGCUCUUCCAACUCUUCCGAGACUGUUACUUGGAGUGCUCUUAAGCAAAACAUGGUUCUUCCUGGACGAGUCACAAAGGUCAACGAGCGCCAGGUCCUCGUCAAGCUGAGCGAACUUGUGUCAGGACCCGUUCACCUUCCCGAUAUGGCCGAUGACUUUGACACUAUCGACACUCUGAAGCAAAAGAAGGGCGACAUCGUUCGCGUUUCUAUCGUGGAACUUGAUGCAAGCAACAAGAGACUCCGACUAUCAACCCGUCCAUCUCGUAUCAUGAGCUCUACACUCCCAGUCAAGGAUAAGGAGAUCAGCGACGUUUCUCAAUUGGAUGCUGGUGACGUUGUCCGAGGAUUUGUCAAGAAUGUCUCAGACAAGGGACUUUUCGUUCUCCUCGGUGGACAGGUUACUGCUCUGGUCAAGAUUUCGAACUUGUCAGAUCGGUAUCUGAAGGAGUGGAAGGAUCAUUUCCAAAUUGACCAGCUUGUCAAGGGCCGAGUUAUUGCUGUCGACAAACAGACUCGCCACGUGGAGAUGAGCUUGAAGUCUUCAGUCGUUGACGAGGACUACACCCCUCCCAUUACAUACAAUGAUAUCAAGGAAGGCCAGAUCGUGACCGGAAAGGUGCGAAAGGUUGAGGAGUUUGGUGCUUUCAUCCUGAUCGACAACUCCGACAAUGUCAGCGGUCUCUGCCAUCGCAGUCAGAUGGCUGAGAACCCUGUCAAGGACGCAACCAAGCUCUACAAGGAGGGCGAUGCUGUCAAGGCACGUGUUCUUGAAGUGGACACGAACAAGCGACGAGUUACCUUCGGACUUAAGCCUUCACUUUUCGAGGAUGCUGAUACCGAUAUGGAUGACUCUGAUGCCGGUGUUGAGCUCGAUGAGGACGACAGUGACGAUGAUGUGGACAUGGAUGAUGCUGGUGCACUCCUCAAGAUCCUGGGCACAGAUAAUGCGGGAGACUCAGACGAAGAUGAGGAUGAGGACGAAGGCGAAGACGACGAGGAUGAUGAUGAGGAUGAUGAUGAGGAUGACGAGGAGGAAGAGGACGAUGAUGAGGAUGUGGAGAUGGAGGACCAACCGACCAAGAAGAAGUCCAAGGGUCUCGGUGCAGGAAAGAAGUCUGAGUGGUCUGCUGACCCCUUCGAUGAGCCAGAAUCAGAGUCAGAGGAGCAAACGAAGGACAAUGAAAAGACAAGGAAGAAGAGGCGGAACAAGGACGAGAUCCAGGUCGACCGAACUGCUGAGCUGGAUGCCAAUGGCCCCCAGACCUCUAGCGAUUACGAGCGAUUACUGCUUGGACAGCCUGACUCGUCAGAGCUGUGGAUUGCCUACAUGGCUUUCCAGAUGCAAGUGUCAGAGCUCUCCAAGGCCCGUGAGGUUGCCGAGCGAGCCAUCAAGUCUAUCAACAUCCGUGAAGAGACGGAGAAGCUCAACGUCUGGGUUGCUUACCUCAACUUGGAGGUUGCCUACGGAACUAAGCAGACAGUGGAGGAGGUCUUCAAGCGGGCUUGUCAAUACAACGACGCGCAAGAGGUCCAUGAGCGACUGGCCAGUAUCUACAUCCAGUCCGAGAAGCUCAAGGAUGCCGACGCUUUGUUCGAAACAAUGGUCAAGAAGUUCGGUGCCAAGUCUCCCAACGUCUGGCUCAACUAUGCCCAUUUCUUGCAUGCUACCAGCAACAAUCCUGACCGAGCUCGUGCUCUUCUCCCCCGGGCCACUCAGCAACUCGGCGAUCGUCACAGUCAGACUCUCGUGAGCCGCUUCGCCGCUCUAGAAUUCCGAUCCCCCAACGGUGAGCCCGAACGAGGCCGUACUAUGUUCGCGACUCUUCUGGCUGCCUACCCCAAGAAGGGUGAUCUCUGGAGUCAGCUUCUUGAUCUCGAGAUCGGUCUUUCCGAGGCUGACCCCACCGCUAUCCGUGACGUUUUCGAUAGACGGACACGAGUUAAGGGCUUGAAGCCCAAGAUGGCUGAGAAGUGGUUCAGACGCUGGGCUGACUGGGAGAAGAAGCUAGACCCCAAGGGCAAGGACAAGGUGAUGGCUAAGGCCCAGGAGUGGGCUGUUGCCUUCAAGGCGAAGAAGGAGGCUGAUGCUGCGGCUGCGGCUGCGGCUGAGGAUGAGGAUGAAGAGAUGGAGGAGUAG